UCGCCGCAUAGAAUCCCAAUUGAAAAGCGAAACACUCGUCGUUGGUUGGAAAACCCACUUUGAUUCAUCACCAGCCAUGGACAAAGGCAGUGGGAGCUCAGAUAGCAAACAGGCCAAGGGCAACAGCGAUGCGACAGGCACAUCCGCAUCGACACUGCAGGCGCCAGCAUCAGGCUCGGCCCUCGUCCCAACCGUCACCUCGCCAUUCAACUUCCCCAAAUACAGCAAAGACGGCUCCGCGGCGGAUGCCAGUCCUCCCGUCUACGACAACAUUGGAGCGUCCAGCAGCUCAAACGCCGCUCCACGACCCAUCGCCUUUCCCCAAGUCAGCCCGGAUCCGGAUGCGGCGUUCCUCCCCGCCUAUGCCCCGGUGCUGCUUAGCUACGGCAUCACCGAGCAGACCUGGCGCUCCUUUCUCAACACAACCUCCGCCUUCUUGACGGCCAAGAUAUCAGACCGUGCGCUGUCACACGCCACCGAUGUGGCUGCGCACAUUGGCGAAAACCCCAAAAACCUGGGCAAGAAUGUCAUUGCCCAGGCAAAGUCCAUUGGCAAAAACGUCACGCGGGACGCCAAACGCGGAAACAUCAUCGGCGCCGCCGUGGGCCUCAUCGGAGGCUCCAUCUCGCUGCCCAUCUCGACGGCCUUUGGCAUCGUCGGCACCACGCUGUCGCUCCCCGGAUCGGCCAUUGGCGCCGUGACCAAGAAGCCGAGAACACCCCAAGAGAGAGCGGCAACAUACGCGGCCGUGGCAAACGAGGAGUGGCUUCACAGGCGCGGCUUGCACGCCCACCUGUUUGAUUCGGCGGGCCUCGCUCAUCUGUUGGGCCAGCCAUUGGACAGCUUUCUGAGCAGGGCGUGGGAGACAAAGGGGGUUGACGCUGCAGGACAGAUGAGAGCCCUGGAGCCGCUGAUUGCUGGGCUUGAGAUUGAUGAGAUGGCGAAUCUGCAGCUGAAGACGCAGACGCUGUGGCUGGUGCUGAUACCUGGGCAGCCGUCCUCUUCGAGCGAGAAGAAGGUAAAGAGUUGAUGGCGUUGGGGUUUGUGAAGAGGGAAGAAAGAGAUAUAUACCAAUUGUUCAUGGCAGUCACGUAGCUUGGGUAAUGUUUGUCUUUGAUAAGGUCUUUUAAUUUACAUGUAUACACGAGUUUGAACCAUCUUGCAGAAACUCGAAAAAUGCGAUGCGAGUAUAAAGAUUUCAGGAUAGAACAUACGACACAUUUGUUCCUUC
Molecule: messenger RNA, 1231 nt
Organism: Trichoderma atroviride IMI 206040
Lineage: Eukaryota; Fungi; Ascomycota; Sordariomycetes; Hypocreales; Hypocreaceae
Source: RefSeq, a predicted model, not a curated record